Molecule: messenger RNA, 1005 nt
Organism: Exophiala dermatitidis NIH/UT8656
Lineage: Eukaryota; Fungi; Ascomycota; Eurotiomycetes; Chaetothyriales; Herpotrichiellaceae
Product: catechol dioxygenase
Exons: 1
Coding region: 1-1005 (334 amino acids)
Biological process (GO): catechol-containing compound metabolic process
Molecular function (GO): ferric iron binding; catechol 1,2-dioxygenase activity
Source: RefSeq, a predicted model, not a curated record
AUGGCAGCCACCACCGAGGCUCAAGUCCAGGCCAACGGCACCACCAACGGUACCACCGACUUUAAAACCAAUGGCGCAACCAACAGCACAACCAACGGAACGGACAAGAUCCAAAAUCACAAAUAUGACCCCAAAUUCACCCAGAGUCUGAUUGACGCCAUGGGGCCCAACACGCCCGACCGAGCCCGGUUCGUCCUGGGCAACCUGAUCCAACACCUGCACGACUUCAUCCGCGAGACAGAAUUGACGCCUGAGGAAUGGAUGCGAGGAGUCAAGUUCAUCAACUCGAUCGGCCAGAUCAGCGACUCGAAGCGAAACGAAGGGCAACGGAUCUGCGAUGUCUUGGGGAUCGAAUCGCUGGUCGAUGAGGUCGCCAACAAGAUCAUGCUGGACAGCGACGAGACGCCAACAUCUUCAACCAUCCUCGGGCCUUUCUGGAGCCCUCACGCGCCAUUCCGUGAGCUCGGCGACAGCAUCGUGCAGGACCCUUACCCUACCGGCCGUGUGACCUUGAUGCACGGCGUGGUCAGCGACUGCAAGACCGGCAACCCCAUUCCCAACGCUGUCGUGGACAUCUGGCAGGCCUCGGCCAACGGCAAAUACGACUUCCAGGACGACAACCAGUCGACCAACAACCUGCGCGGCAAGUUUCGCACAAACGAAAAGGGCGAGUACUGGUACUACUGCUAUCAUCCCACCGCCUAUUCUUUGCCCACCGACGGUCCCGCCGGUGUUUUGUUGAGGCUGAUGGACCGUCAUCCCAUGCGGCCCGCCCAUAUUCAUCUCAUGGUCAGUGCCGACGGCUACAGGUCGUUGACUACCCAGCUAUACCCGCGUGACGACCCCUACGUCACCAGCGAUUCGGUCUGUGCCGUCAAGGAGGACCUCUUGCUCGAUUUUAAGCCCUCCAAGGAUCCAAAGGCCGAGUUGGAUCUCGAAUAUAAUGUCACUCUGGCCCCGUUGAAGCCGGGCCAGAAGGCCGGUUGGGUCCAUACUGUUUUCUAG